This is a messenger RNA of Diplodia corticola, 2025 nucleotides long. Its product is annotated as mitochondrial division protein 1. Lineage: Eukaryota; Fungi; Ascomycota; Dothideomycetes; Botryosphaeriales; Botryosphaeriaceae. The record is from RefSeq and is a predicted model, not a curated record. The coding region runs from base 1 to 2025 and encodes 674 amino acids. Gene Ontology annotation, molecular function: protein binding. The transcript is spliced from 3 exons.
AUGGCAAACGCCGCCGCCGGGGAACGCGAGCCUCGGGGCAGGUCAGGCCCACGCCCCAGAGCGCUUUCCGAGGACUUUGAUGACGACGAUGACUUUGGCUCGACCUCAAGACAUCUAGAGGCUUUUGGGCGAAAAGUCACCGCGACCGCAAACCACCUCAUCGGCCCGCUGGGAGAAGCCGGCGUCAGCCAGCACUACCACAAUGCUCUCGGCGAGAUCCACCGCGAGCUACGGCGGCCUGGUAUACAACGGUCCGUCUUCAACCUCGCGCAGGCUACACCAAGAGAACUUGUGCGCUCCAAACUGUCCGUCUCCGAGAUCCAACAACGCGCCUUGACCUAUCUCCCCGACGAACUCCUCGCCGAUAUACCGGAUUCCAGCCCGACAUACUCGCUUUUCCAAGGGUUUCAGGCUACCGUACCGGAGGAAGAAGAAAAAGCACAAAAGAAGAGGCACGGACCGCGUCAUAACUCGAAAGGGCAGCGCUUGAUUGGCGGCCAGGACACGGAUGAUGAGAAUGUGCCGCCGUCGCUGCAAAAACUGAAGAACGAGAAGUCUGGUUUGGCUCAUCGCCUGGAAAUGAUGAGUGUGCGGAAAAACAUGUGCAGCACAGAAAUUCGGGAAAUUGACAACAAGAUUUACAACCUGAAUACAAUGCGCAAGAUAGUCCUCGACAGGCUUGCGACGUUAGAGGACGAGGAAGCGGAGCUUGAGCAUGAGCUGAACGACGUGGAGAACAAACUUGAGGACAUGCAGGAGGAGCUUGAGGACCAGGCUGCUCUGUCGCAAAAGUCUCCGGUAACGCCGGUCGCACCCGAUUCGGACCACAGCAACGAGGGCUCUCCUGGAUUUAUGUCGGAGUCUAUUUAUGAGAAGCUGCCAUCGCGGUCUCCCAGGACUGGCAGGAAACGGAAGACUCACCGACGGAUAUCCAUGCCUGUCCUGCAUGAGCACCUGGAGCCGGGCUCUAAGAUCAAGGAGCUUGCCGGGCAUACGGACAUGGUGACUGCUUUGGAUUUUGACAUGCCUUUCGGAACCAUGGUGACUGCGGCCUUGGACGACACGGUGCGCGUUUGGGAUCUGCACGCUGGGCGUUGUAUGGGAAUGCUGGAUGGCCAUCUGUCAUCCGUCCGCUGCCUUCAAGUCGAGGAUCACAUCGUCGCGACUGGAUCUAUGGAUGCAACUAUCCGUCUUUGGGAUUUGAGCCGCGCCGAAUACGCUCCCCGCGAUAACCGCAUCAACAAGGAUGGGGAGGAGGACGACGAGGAUGCAUUGGGGUUCGAGAACCCUGAAGAUGCCCCGCCGCCGCCACCGCCGACUAGCAUGCAGGAGUGCCCGCUGUUUACUCUCGAUGCACAUGUUGCGGAGGUCACAGCUUUGCACUUUAGGGGUGAUACCCUUGUGUCAGGCUCGGCUGAUAAGACUCUGCGCCAGUGGGAUCUGACCAAGGGGCGAUGCGUGCAAACGUUGGAUGUGCUUUGGGCAGCUGCUCAGGCAUCGUCCACCAUGGCGCCGACGGACGGGUGGCGGCAAACAGGGCGCGUGCCGGAUGCGUCUGCGGAUUUUGUUGGCGCCGUGCAGUGCUUCGAUGCGGCUUUGGCGUGCGGUACUGCAGACGGCAUGGUUCGUCUGUGGGAUCUCAGGAGCGGCCAGGUUCACAGGAGCCUUGUAGGCCACACCGGCCCAGUGACGGCCCUGCAGUUCGACGAUGUGCACUUGGUGACUAGCAGUCUUGACAGGAGUAUUCGGAUUUGGGAUCUCCGGACUGGAUCGAUUUUCGAUGCGUAUGCGUACGACAACCCGGUCACAAGCAUGGCGUUCGACACCCGGAGAAUCGUGGCGGCAGCGGGUGAGGAUGUGGUCAAGGUGUAUGACAAGACGGACGGUAGACAUUGGAAUUGCGGACCUGGAGCAGUGGAGGAGGAACCGCCGGCGCCGCUUUCGACCAUCGAAAAGGUCCGCAUCAGGGAAGGAUACUUGAUCGAAGGCCGCAAAGAUGGCGUUGUUGGUGUUUGGUCGUGUUAA